Messenger RNA from Mesitornis unicolor (brown roatelo), 2187 nucleotides. RefSeq names its product mucin-4-like. NCBI's taxonomy places the organism in Eukaryota, Metazoa, Chordata, Aves, Mesitornithiformes, Mesitornithidae. Gene Ontology annotation, biological process: cell-matrix adhesion. The transcript has 11 exons. The record is from RefSeq and is a predicted model, not a curated record.
AUGGCUACCUCUGAUACCAGCACAGGGGUUCCUGGCAGCACCCUGACUCCCAACCCUGUCGGGACCACGUUUGAGACCACCCCUGACAUCUCUACAGUGACUGUGGGGUCAACCCUGGGCACCUCGACAGUACCUGAGGUCUCCAGUGCAACCAUGGGUGCGUCCUACCUCUUUCUGUCGCUGCGGCUAACCAUUCCCCUGGACCUGGGGAACACCACAGUGCAGGAACUGGUGCUGGCCAAGCUCCGUGAAGACCUGCAGAUGGCAUUUCCAUGUGCUGGCCUGGGGCUCGGGGUUGCUGCUGCCAUCCCUGUCACCACCGAGGGGCCGUUUGUGGCAGGGACAGCUUCUACCAUCACAGCGGGGAGCGAGGAGCCCCGUGCCCUUGUGAUGGGCACUGUGGAGACAACUACCGCAGCAGCUGAUGCUGAGAUAGCCAAGAGCAUCCUUGCAGGGGGCCCGGAGAGCCCGUCCUUCCCUCCCAGGGCUGAGCUGGGCACUUUGGUGACAGCAACAAGCGAAUAUGGCUCUACAGUGCCAGCUCUGCUGAACGUGACCAAGCCUCUUAAUGCAUCUCAGGAUAAUGAGAGGGCUUUGGCUGCUCCUGCUGCAGCCACAACCGUGGUUGCCAUCUCCGCACAACACCCUGCUGUCACCCCAGAAGCAGAGCUUGACAUAACGGGGGUCACUCCCAAUGUGCCCCUGGGGACCGCCCCUCUCUUUGCAGAUGUGAAAGAGGAUGUCCUUGCGGCCGUGACCAGAGAAGGAGCAGAGGAUCUCGCCCCCACUGCUGAUACCACGUUCCUCCCCACUGUCCCUCCGCCAGCAGCUGCCUGGAGGGCACAAACAACUGCUGUCAGCCCCAUGAGUGUCGGUGUCACUGAGCUGCAGAGCCAAGGGCUAGCCACAGCCAUGGGAGCGGUUGAGGAAGGCAUACCCCUGCCAGUGGAUAUCCGAAAUGAAGCCAGUGACAACUCCCCCAGCCCCAGUGCUGGGGGGCUGCUCACAACCCAGCAGGAUGGGGCUGUAGGCAUCACCCCAGAGUCAGCAGGAGAAAUGGCCCUGUCACCUGCAGCUAGUGAGGCACCUGUGACGACAGGCGACAUCAAUGUGCAGAGUGACAUGAACACCUCAACCACAGCUCCACCAGGAAGGCCGGCGGCCGCCCUGACCCCACUGCCCAGUCCCACAGUUGCAGCUGUGCCCCUCUAUGGGUACGGAGCGAGGGAAAACGAUCGGCAAUAUGUGGAAAGGAGGGUGGAUUUUCAUUCUCCACUUUUCAAGCCUGAAACUGGAUUCCCAUUUGGGAAAACCCUGCGCAACUCUCUCUACUUCACAGACAACGGACAAAUCAUUUUCCCAUCCUCGGACAACAGCGUCAUCACAUACCCCAACCCUCCUUCCGGCGGCUUCACCGGCCACGAGGACAUUCCCAUGAUUGCUGUGUUUUGGGAUAACGCCGACUUCUCCAGAGGCGUCGGCACCACCUUUUACCAGGAGUUCCUCACCCUCAACACGGCCAAGCCGCCAUUCAUCCACGAUGUGGAAGCAAAGAUUCGGCGGUACCUGAGGUCCUCCUACUCUGCAACCUGGACCUUGAAGAUCACCUGGGAGAAGGCACCUGCCUAUGCAGCACAGACGGACACCAGGAGGACGAGCACCUACCAGGCCGUCUUGACUACCGAUGGCUUCAGAUCCUAUGUCUUGAUGCUGUACCAGGCGGGAGGCAUGCAAUGGGAUUACACCAGACUCACUGCACCCAACGUGCUCAUUGGCUACACCAGUGGCGAUGGCUUUUACCGCAAUGAUGACCUGACUCAGAGACCUCCAGCUCUGAAAUAUCGCCCUGACCAGUUCAGGGGCUACAACACAGACCUCCGUGGGCUGUGGAUUUACAAGCUGGAGACCCGUGUGGGUGUCAACUACCGCCUGAAGUGCCUGGCGUGGACAGGGCGGCAGCAGGAGCCGCGGGCCUGGAGCCAGGGCCUGCCCACCUGCCCCUGCUCCCUGCAGCAAGGGCAGCAGGACCCACGCUUCAAGAGCAGCCGAGGAGGUGAGAAGACGUGUCACUUCCUCACUCUCUUUGUCCCCUGUCCUUUCCCUGUAAGGGUGCCUGGGGUACCUCCUGGCUGGGUGGGCAGGGGACUCCAAGGAAAAUGAGGGGAGGGGACUGCCCUUCCCUGCUAG